This is a messenger RNA of Aspergillus tanneri, 1527 nucleotides long. RefSeq lists its product as uncharacterized. The transcript has 9 exons. The coding region runs from base 1 to 1527 and encodes 508 amino acids. NCBI's taxonomy places the organism in Eukaryota, Fungi, Ascomycota, Eurotiomycetes, Eurotiales, Aspergillaceae. The record is from RefSeq and is a predicted model, not a curated record.
AUGGCCCUGCGCACUUCGGCUGAUAAUGCGGAGGAUGUGGCCGCUGGGUUUACUAUAUUUCGCGAGCCUCUCCCCGAACAUGCCACAGAAAUCACCGGCCUCAUUGCCGAUCUAUAUUCCAUCAGCACGUCGCUAAAAAAACUGGAGGACCUUACGAAUGACCGCAAAUAUCGUCAUAACCUUGCUGCUGCUCACCCCGACCUGGAGCUGGUUCGUACUAGUUUGAAGUACACACUUGAAGACAUCGUCGACUUCUUCGGUGACCUCGAAGAGCGACGGGGUCCGAGUCGAGAUGUCUACAAGCACACUUGGCAGGAUCUGUGUGCAUUCUUCCGGGAAGAGUCCCAGGAUUCCUUGUCAACGCGUCUAGCAAAGUACAAGGCCUUCUUGAACGAAUUGGAAGAUCUUUUGAAGGACCAAUACCCAGAUGCAUCUCUCAUAGCUGGCCUCCGUAGUAACAUACGAGGCCUCCUAGUUCAUCAGAACAAUCGUCUUGCUCUCCAGCUGGGCUCCAUCUCGUUGAGUGCGCCGUCAUCAGCCAGCAGCAAUAGUGCCGAGCCCGGAAGUCCAGCCAGCGGUCGCAGGCCCCGAAACCGAAGAUCGUAUGAACGACAAAGGCCCCCUCUGGUGUCACAAUCGCCUCUAUCUCCAUCAUCAGGAACCUCUUCUGACAUUCCCCCAUCUGCCCCCGAUAUACCGUGUUCCCCGGUCACUAGUUCUGCUACUAGCCAAUCGUUGGGCUCCAAUUUCCCUACCGACCAUUGGGCCCGAAGAGUGUUCCUCGAGGAGCACCCAACGACGGCCAUUCCAUAUAUAGGUGAAAGCUCCAAAUGUCUUGGCGACGCUCAUCCAGGAGCGAAACGGUGGCUGUACGACGAGGGAUUUGAAGAACUCUUACAGCUAGCUUUUAAUAGCGAUUCGGAUUUUCGUGUGAGCUUAUCCAGUGACUAUUAUUGCCUCCCCUUGAAUCUACUGGAGAUUGUGCGCGUGGGAUCCUGCCUGCAACUGUGUCGACGACGGCGUGGGGGAUAUGAACUUGUAUUAUGGGCCAAUCUUAAAUUCAGCACCCUCGAAGAAAUGGUACUGUUUUUCUGUACAUUCUUGGCCCUUCGCUCCCAAGAUGCCGGCCGACCGGUAGAACGCAUCCGUGACUAUGAGCUCGAUGACGAAGUGGAACUUUUUGGCGGGCAAAUAGUCGAUGAUAAUUUCCUGCACGCUUUGCGCAUAUAUCGCGAUAAUAUAUCUGGAGUAGUCCGACUGCAGGCAUCGGUCCACAAGGGCGAGAUGAAACGAGCCCCGGUUUGGACUGCCUUUAUUACGCCUCACAUUGGUGUUCGAGGUUGGAUUCGCCGAGUGGACAGCAAAGCCGUUCUGCUGCGUGAACUCCGUCCUGUGAUCCUUACCUCUGCCGAUUAUAAUGCCCCACGAACCCCAAAAGGGGAGCAUAUAUUGAAGUUCACAAACCAUUCUGAUGCCCGAGGUUUUCUGAAAACCAUUGAAGAACUUCGGCAACUUGAGCGAUCAUAA